Molecule: messenger RNA, 1939 nt
Organism: Metopolophium dirhodum (rose-grain aphid)
Lineage: Eukaryota; Metazoa; Arthropoda; Insecta; Hemiptera; Aphididae
Product: COP9 signalosome complex subunit 4-like
Exons: 9
Coding region: 107-1339 (410 amino acids)
Cellular component (GO): cytosol; COP9 signalosome
Source: RefSeq, a predicted model, not a curated record
UCCCAUCUCAUAUCUCAUAUCAGUCGUAUCUCGUAAGCCGCGUUCUCGUCCAUUAUUUCAAUAUUGCACCUUGCACAGUUGCACGUUGCACUUGGUCUAUCUAAUCAUGACCGUCUCCAUCGAGGAAGUCCGCAACGAGUUGGAUCGCAUCUUCGACUCGAGUUCGUCUGACAUUCAACGAAUUACGAAGUGUAGAAUUCUGUUGAAUAACGUAAUUUCAACGUGGUCCACCAAUGUGUUGGAAAUGUUGAAAGAAGUCAUCAAAUUCCUUGCUCAGGAUAAUGUCAACCUGUUCGUAUCUCGUCAGAUUUUCUCCGACUUCUGUAUGCGACUCUUACCCGUAUUGCCGGAUUCACAGUAUAAACUAUUGGCUCAAUUCAUGCUGGAAGAAAUGCAACCGAGGGAGGUUAAUUUUGAAUAUCAUAUGUCAAUUAUCUGUCACCAUUUAUCGUACAUUUACGAGAAAGAGGAAAAUUGGAAGGAAGCAGCCAAUUUUCUAGCCAGCAUCCCAGCAGAAUCGUAUUACAGAUUUUCUGUUGAUUAUGAAUUGGAAUUAUACUUGAAAAUUGCACAACUUUACAUGGAAGAUGAUAAUCCAUUGCUAGCAGAUCCUUACGUCAAAAAAGCUUCAGUAUUGAAAUUUUUAACAUCAAACAAUGAUCUUCAUUUAACUUAUAAAGUUUGUUAUGCAAGAAUGUUGGAUUUCCGUUUAAAAUUUAUUGAGGCUGCACAAGAAUAUCAUGAAUUGUCGAACUGCCCAUCAUUAAAAGUAGAUGAACGUUUGAUGGCAUUGAAGAAUACGCUUGUCUGUACGAUAUUAUCAUUUGCCGGCGACAUUCGAACUCAGUUGUUAAAAUCAUUGUUUGAUGAUGAAAGAUGUAAAAUCUUUAUCAGAUCAUCAACUCUUGAAAAACUGUGUUCGGUUCGUAUUAUUAAAUCUCAUGAAAUUGAUGAGAUAGCAAAUUUGUUGUUGCCACAUCAGAAGGCCGAAACAAAUUAUGGCACAUCUAUAUUGGUUGAAGCUAUAGCGCAACAUAAUAUUCAAUCAAUCGAAAAACUUUAUGAAAAUAUCAAAAUUGAGUCACUUGCCCGCUUGUUGGGAUUUGAACCAUGUAAAGCCGAAUUAAUGGUAGGAAGAAUGAUAUCCGAAGGACGCAUAGAAGGUUCAAUUAAUCAGAAAAACGGUUUUAUAACAUUUAAACUCCGAAACCCAAACGAAUUGUUAGAAUCUUGGACUGAAAUUAUUGAAUCCUUGAACAAUCAGUUUAAUCGUAUGAAUGAAAUCUUAUUGACAAACAGUUCAUUACAGAAAGAUAAGAAAGAUCAUACAGAUGUUUAAAUGUCAUUGUUGGAAUACAAUUAAGAGGUUUGCAAACGGUCAUUUAUUUAAAUCAAAACGAACAAAUCUUUGGUCAAUCAUACCCAUGAACAUUAUACUCUUGAAAUUUAAAAUGUUGACUUAAAAAUUUAAAUUAAAAUGCAAAUCUUAAAUGCAGCCUAUUUGAGCUCAACUAUAUAUAUUAACGAAUUCCAAUCAGUUUGAAGACGUCUAUCGGUAGGAUUGACUAAAAGUACAUAUAUAUGAGCAUAAUACAUCCAUUAUUAUUCACACGCAAGACAUGAAGUUGGUGACUUGUAUGUAUGCGUGCUAGAACACUCUGUUAUUAAUUUUAUAUUACAGUCACACACACUAAUGGUUACUACACAUACAUUUACAAGACCCUCAUGCACACACUUAAAAAAUUCCAAUAUUUAACCCUAAAAGAUUGUCUGUUUGCAAUCCACCUAAGUACAUUGAUUUAUUUAUAUUUAUAUAGAAUUAUAUAUAUGUAUAAUAUUUUUAUUAUGAAAUGUUGUAUCUGAAGUUUAAUUUUUAUCAAUUUUUAUUGACAUUCAAUGUUUUAAAAAAUGUAUGUAUUUAAGUUGUUAAAUUUUAACA